This is a messenger RNA of Cydia amplana, 325 nucleotides long. RefSeq names its product partner of xrn-2 protein 1-like. The record is from RefSeq and is a predicted model, not a curated record. The transcript is spliced from 2 exons. Bases 8 to 319 code for a protein of 103 amino acids. NCBI's taxonomy places the organism in Eukaryota, Metazoa, Arthropoda, Insecta, Lepidoptera, Tortricidae.
AAACACCAUGAAGCCCACAGGCGACAUAGACUCGCUCCGCACCGAGCACGAAUCCGACGAGCAGUGGACAGUGCGGCGGAACUUCAUGAUCGAGCACAAAGACGAUUUUGGAGAGGACGAGCUGAUCACGUUGGCGCAACUCUUUACCAAUAUCGAGUUCCUUGGAUGCAGAUACCCACCAGAGACGAUGAAGAGGAUAGCCAUGCUGUCUGAGAAGGUUGCCUCGAACUACCGGGACAGCCGUAAGAACAAGCUGAAGCGGACAUUUGUGCAAGCCAGCAGCGCUGCCGAGCAGAAGGCUAAGAGGACCUUCAAAUAAAUGGGA